GGAAAGGGAGCGUGGAGUUGGAUCCGCUUUGGGGGCGGAGACCGAGUUGCUCAAAAGGCCCGGGACGAAGGAGACCGGGGACUGAGGAGAGAGCUCCCAGCCUCCUCUUUUCCUCUCUUGGACCAGCCGCGCUUGCUUCCUUCCUUUGCCUUUCCUUCCCCUUUUUUUCCUUUCCCUUUCCCCAUGGCUCUCCUGGUCCUUCUGGGGCUUCUCCUGCUGGUGCUUCUGGGGACUUGGCGCUUUUGGAGAUACCGGAGACCAGAUGAACCUCCUCUUGAUAGAGGUCUUAUUCCUUGGCUUGGGCAUGCUCUAGAAUUUGGCAAAGAUGCUGCAAAGUUCCUAUCAGAAAUGAAGAAGAAGCAUGGUGAUAUUUUCACAGUUCAAGCUGCAGGGAAAUUUAUCACCGUCUUAUUAGAUCCCCUCUCGUAUGAUGUGGUGCUCUGGGAAUCUCGCUCCAAGUUGGACUUCAACCCAUACGCACACGUUUUAAUGGACCGAAUGUUUGAUGUCAGACUCCCAGAUUAUGACCUCAAUGAAGAAAAGGCCAUGUUAAGAAUGACUCUGCAAAAACCAAAUAUUUCCUCCCUGACAAAGGCAAUGUCCUUCAACUUGCGAACAGUUCUGCUUUGUGACCCAAGUAUAGCCAGUCGGCAGUGGAAAGAAGAGGAACUCUUUCAACUUUCUUACAGUACAAUGCUCAGAGCUGGAUACCUGACACUCUAUGGCAAUGAAAUGAAGGAUUAUGAAGACAUCUCUAGUCAGACAAAAGACCAGGCUCACUCAUUGGAAGUAUAUAAUGAGUUUUAUAAGCUAGACCGUCUCUUGAUGAAAGCUGCUCGUUCCAGCUUGAAUGCAGGGGAGAAGAAAAAAUUUGAUAGUAUCAAGAAGGAUCUUUGGAAUUUGCUAUCUGUGAAACGGCUGGAUGGCAGAGCAAACCGAAGUGUUUGGCUGGACAGCUAUAAGCAGCAUUUGGUCGACCUGGGAGUGGAUGAAGACAUGCAAACUCGGGCAAUGCUGCUCCAGCUUUGGAGCACUCAGAGUAAUGCGGGACCUGCAGUUUUCUGGCUUCUCUUGUUUCUUUUGAAACACCCUCCAGCUAUGGCAGCAGUCCGAGGUGAAAUGGAAAAAACAUUAUCCAGAAAACAAACAACUGAACAAGUGCUUGAGAUCAGUCAAGAGAAACUGGACAACACGCCCAUUUUUGACAGCGUAUUGAAUGAAACUCUGCGUUUGACAGCAGCUCCUUUUAUCACCAGAGAAGUCCUUCAAGACAUGUGUCUGAGACUGCACGAUUGCAGAGAAUACCACCUGCGAAAAGGAGAUAGGCUUUGCCUCUUUCCAUACAUAAGCCCUCAAAUGGACCCUGAAAUCUAUGAGCAGCCAGAGGUAUUCAAAUAUGACAGGUUCCUCAAUGCCGAUGGAACAGAAAAAACAGACUUCUAUAAAGGAGGAGAAAAGCUGAAGUAUUAUACCAUGCCAUGGGGAGCAGGAGUCAACGUCUGUAUUGGGAAGUUCUUCGCUGUGAAUAGUAUCAAACAGUGCAUUUUUCUCUUCUUAAGAUACUUUGAUUUGGAACUGAAAGAUCCUAAGACAAAGAUCCCAGACUUUGACAAGGAACGAUAUGGCUUUGGGAUGUUGCAGCCAGAAAUUGAUGUCAUAGUUCGAUAUAAACUGAAAGAUCAGUAGUGCAGCUUAUUUCUUCUCCUAACCAAGUUCUUCUGGAACCUUCUUGAUCAGCAAGAAAACGGCUUUUCACUGGUUCUCCGUGAUAAUCCCAAAGGAAGACCUAAGUAAUAACUAUGAAGAGGCCAUUUAAGUUGUUCACUGUGUCACAUGUAAGCUGUUCAUAUACAAAAGCCUCAGCAUUUGGGUUUGGCUAUUUUUACCACACUGCUUCAGCUGAACUUUUGUGGACAUGUAUGGCAAUAUAAGUGGAUAAUUGGAAACAACUCACCCCAUGAUAGCCUUGAAAAUGACCUUCAUGUAACCAACACAAGCAUGAAGUAAACUAGUAAACAUAUCAGGAUGACUAGUAGUUAUUUGUUGCCUUACUAUUUUUCUGCCCAGGAUUCGUCUUCUAGUACCAAGAAGUACCAUAGAGGUCAAUUUUUGAUUAUUCGCAAGGGGGAUGGUAAAUUUAACUUGCAAGCGUUAUAUAAAAGGUGGUUUGUUCUGCAAUUGUUUUGCAAGAUUGUCAGCAACUAUUUUUGUAUCUCUUUUCUGGUUCUUUACCUCCUCACCUUCAGUUUUAUCACUAAGGUUAUAAUCUUUUAAACACUUAGGUUGCAAUUUUAUACCCACUUAUGACUGAAGUCAGUAGAUUUGUUCUGAAGUUGCAUAUUGAUUUUCUCCAAUAGCUUUCCACACUUUUAAAGCCCCGUCUGUCCUUGCUUCUAUUUCUUUCUUUUCCUUUCUUUCUUUCUUUCUUUCUUUCUUUCUUUCUUUCUUUCUUUCUUUCUCUUUCUCUCUUUCUCCCUGUCCCCCCCCCCCACCAAUACACUCAUAGAUAUAAAAUUGAAGUUGACCAAAGAGGGGAAGCAAGAUUUUGCUUGCCACUUCUCUUCUAGUAUCACUUUGUUCAGUCAAAGAUCUGUGGUUUUGCUAUGUGCCUUCAAAUUGACUCCAACUUAUGAUGAUCAUCUAAUAUGGAUUUCAUGGCAAGAUUAUUAAGGGCUCUUCCACACAGCCCUAUAUCCCAGAAUAUCAAGGCAGAAAGUCCCACAUCUGAAUGUGUGCUCAGAUAACCCAGUUCAAAGCAGAUAUUGUGAGAUUUUCUACCUUGAUAUUCUGGGAUAUGGGGCUGUGUGAAAGGGCCCUAGGACAAAGUCUGGCCCUCUCUUCUUCAGUUGAGAAAGAGUGACUUUCCCAAGAUCAAUCAAUGGCUUCCCUGGCUGAACCCUGGAGUUCUAGUCCAAUACUCAAACUACCAUACUACAUUGGAUCUAAGUGGUGACUACCUGUGAGUAAUGUAGGGAUAGAAACAAUAUCUGCUGAGAAAGGGUAUUCUCCAGUUAGAUGUGCUGACAGUUGUAAGUAAGUGCUAUUUUGAAUUUUAGUGAGUGUGUGAAGUCAGGGAUGGUAGAUACAGUUCCAUACUGUUAAUAUCCAUUACAACAGUAUGUCAUAUAAAGAUAGAAACCACAUGUCAGUUUUGGUUUCCCUAGUCUCCUCCUCCUCCUCACCCUCCUCCUCCUCCUCAUCAUCUUCUUCCUCCCUCCGCUUCCUCUUCCUCAACUGCCCCCUCCUUCUUUGUUUUUGCAAGUAAUUCUCCAAAUGUAAUGCACUUCAAAUGUUAUUUUUCCUGAUAUGCACUUUUGUGUUCAUUUUUUAAAAAUUAAAGAACCCAAAAUUCAGAAGAGGCACAAGUCUGAAGGUCAGCUGAGCUUUGUUUCACAAAUGGCAAACAUGUGGGACCAUUUAGGAGGAGGGCCAGAUUGUUUGCCCACAGCCACAAAUGAGAUGACCUUAGAAUCGUGGCCAUGCUCUCUAGCACCAUUGGAGUCCUUCAACCAAGCACACAUUGAACAGGAUCCCAAUUGUGUGCAUCCCUAUGAGGGUGAGAGAUUUUUGACAGGGAAGGAGUGCCCCCCCCCCUCCAAAAUGUUUUGGAUCAAGUCUAGAGAAGACAUUAGGUUAACAGAUGUUCCUGGUUCAAAGGUGCAUGAAAAUAUAAACCAUGGCUUUUGUUUGCUUUCACAAGAUUAAUCACAUUUUAAAAUGGACAGGGCCCUGAUUUCCAUUGAGCUGUAAUUGACAGACUUGUGGGCAUGGGGGAGUAGCCUAUUUUUUUAAAGUCUACAAUUCCUAUUAGGAGCCCCCAGUGGUGCAGUCACUGGGGGCUCCUUUACCUUUACAGUUCCCAUCUGCCUUAAAUGACAUAGCCAAAGGUGCAAUAUUAUCGGACAUGAAGUCCAAAAUCAUGUGGGGGGUUACAGAUGCCUACGUGUGGGCAAGGCAGACAAGCAUAGCAACCCAGGGUGAAAUCCAAUCCUCUUACUGCAGAAGGACUCUAGAACUACAAAAAGCUUUUAAUUCUUUUAUGCAGCUCAUGGCAUAUUAGAAGCAAGGGAACAGAAGGCCAGUCUUUGAUUAUUUUGCCAGUUAAUAGUUAAAUUGAGCAUGAAGUGAUCAGCACACCUGAGUAGAACAUUUGGCAUAAUUGAGCUCUUUUCCUUUGAGAUGUCAUAAUGAGUUAUUUUCCUUUGAGAUGCAAUUUUAUUAAAACCUAUAGCUUCUCACAAAACUGUCAUGCAUCCAUUCAUGAAUACACAUUGGCCUUAGUGUGCUUGAGAUGGAAGAGCCAAGCUUUAUGGUCAGUUACAUAUAGUAUAGUUCUUUUUUUUUUAAGGAAGUGUUACCCAAAAAACCCACCCCUCACCCUGUAGAAUUAAUGAAGUUUGACCUCACUUUAAUUGCCAUGGUUCAAUGCUAUGAAAGACCUUAUAAAACCACAACUCCCAUGGUUCUAUAGCAUUGAACCAUGACAAUUAAAGUGGGGUCAAACUGCAUUAAUUCUACGGGGUAGAUGCCUCUUUUGAUUGCAUUAAAAGAAGUGUAUAUUCUCAGUAGCAAAGUUUUGUGUGUCCCAAAGUUCAAAGAAAGCUAAAAAUAAGGUCUGGUGUGUUAGAACUGGAGUAGAGUGCCAAGGAAGGUCUAUUCAGACCCUUUGUUGCUUGCUUUUAGGCAGGCCAUUUCAGUGAGUUCUUGCUUAAGUUGCAUUUAUGCUGCUAUUGCCUUUUGGGGGGUCCUCUUUAGAGUGUUUUCAAGCAGUAUUUUUGCGGUUUUAUUGACAUUUUUGUUCUUUUUUUAUGAUGAUGUAUUUUUUUGACUGUGUCACCUGAAUAUUUUAUAGAAAGCUCAAAAAUAAAACUGAAAAAUAAGCAAUAAAGAAUUUUAUACUGGA
Messenger RNA from Anolis sagrei ordinatus, 4903 nucleotides. It is a transcript of the gene PTGIS, whose product is annotated as prostaglandin I2 synthase. Lineage: Eukaryota; Metazoa; Chordata; Lepidosauria; Squamata; Anolidae. The record is from RefSeq and is a predicted model, not a curated record. Gene Ontology annotation, biological process: prostaglandin biosynthetic process. Gene Ontology annotation, molecular function: prostaglandin-I synthase activity; heme binding; monooxygenase activity.